This is a messenger RNA of Anthostomella pinea, 1974 nucleotides long. NCBI's taxonomy places the organism in Eukaryota, Fungi, Ascomycota, Sordariomycetes, Xylariales, Xylariaceae. The record is from the annotation of a GenBank genome assembly.
AUGGCAAAUACCAACCGACAAGGACAGGACAGCAGUCGCCUUGCGCCACCCCCUGUCCCUCGCAAGGACACCCAUCCCCUCCCAGGCAGCAACCCGAGUCGUAGCCGCGACACCACCAGGGUCAUCAAAGCUCCGACCCAAGCCAGUAGGUUCCAGCCUAAAGUCCAGCCAAGUUCUAACACUAGGGGUCACGACGCCACCAGUUUCCGGUCUCGGGUCAACGCCGACAAGGCACGAAUAGAGCCUCAAGACCUUGAACGACUGGACCGCGCAAUUGGCAGCGCCAGAGGGCGAGGCACCACCUCGUCCAGCCUUCCGACCGCAUCCUCAAGCCGCGCCAGAGAAACAACCGCCCGGACUAACACAUCCAGGACGGCCACGACGGCCCCUUUGCUCGAGCGGCGAGGCGCGAUCCGCCGUCCUGGGCGUGGCGGUCCCGCGACUGCUCCUACGCGUGGCGGGCCUGCGAACGAGCAUACGCGAGUGAGACCAGGUCUCGUGCCGCAGCCUAUUGUGCCGCAGCCUCUCAGGAGCUGGCCGAGUCUUCCUAGUGAUCACUCUGACUCGCUGGAGGCGAUGGCCCGCUCGCGCCGCCCGCAGUACUACCCGGAGUACGAAGCACCGUCCAAAGCCGCGAUGCCGCCGACGAAAGAGGAAAGCAAAGCGGGCCGGCCAGCUAACGCCCGCCCAAGGAAGAGCUCCGUGCCGUCGACGAGUGGGCAGCCUCCUGUGCCCCCUGAGGACACACCCGGAAAGAACAGCUUGCGUCGGACCGCCACGAAGUUCGAGAAGGGUCCCACGGCCUCUAGGAACACCGCCGGGGAGAUCUCCGCACGCCGGACGACGAAUGUGAAGCCUCCCGUGGCGCUCAAAGACCGGCCUCUUCACCCGCGAUCUUCCGCCUCGGGGCCGGCUCUCACGCAUACGAAUGCACCCGCUCCGACGCCAAGGCAGGUGAGAGCCCAGACCGGCUGGAUGCCGUCAAGCUCAUCAAGCCGUCCCGCACAGGCCGAUCAACCGGCCGCCAGACCAUCCGUCCCCACGCGCACGCGCCAGGGGCGUCCGCAGCCGGAGGAAGCUCAGCGGCCCACCGUCGCCGCCCAUAAGAUCCCAACGCACUUCGGGCCCAUCGCGGCCGACGACCCGUUCGUCAACCGCCCGGACCCCCGAAAGCUGCGUGGAGUGACCAUGCCCGUGAGUCGCCCUCCCCUAACCAACUUCGACCAGUUCCACGGUCUAAAGCCCGAGCUUCACCAUGCGAAGACUACCUCCGGUGUGUCGCGGAAACCUCCUCCAUCACCGGGCGCUGUCUCCAGGAGCUCACGCCGCAGCCUGAGUUCCCUCACGAAUGCUGUAAAGAACAUCAGCCGAGCCUUGUCAUUCAAGCCCAAGCCCAAGCGGGUUGUGCCCCUGCUGACGCCCCGCGGGCCUUUGACCAAUGUCGUGGUCAUGUCAAGGGAUCGUAAGUACUUCACGCGGGAGGUACCCUCCAGGCAUAAGGUGAAGGACAUUGGGAAGGCCGUUCUGGAGUACCUGAGGACGCCGUGCGAGCAGAGGUGGGACGACACAGAGGAGUACACGUUCUCGCGGCAUUCUCCCCGCAGCAUGAGCGUGCGCAACCGGGGCGAGACGAUGCCGGCGACGCCCGAGGAGCGCGUGCUCUACUGGAGCCUGGGUGAGGCACGGUGGCGCGUAAAGAAGCACUGCACUCUCGAGUCAGACUUUGUGCACCACUGGGAGCAGUGGGUCGCGGAGCAGAGACCCGAAAUUCAGGCCAUCCUCCGCGAGGAGCCGGAGGAGAACUUAUCCGUGGAAGACUUUGCCUACCCCAGCUUCUGGCGGUACCAGUACUUCGAGCGUCUGGAAUGUCAUCGAGUGAUGGUGAAGAUGCAGGAGCUUGCCGAGGACUACAUUAAACGGUAUCCUGACGAAUUCCCGGGGUUCAAGAAGGUGAGACCCGUAAUACACGAGUGA